GUAUCACAGGAAACGGAAACGUUUCUUGGCCUAUUUUUUUGAGACUUCACAAACAUAACAAACUUAAUCUACGUUUUUAGACGAAUAGCCCACUUAAGUGUGAUCCUCAUACGAAUUAAACAGUUACUGAAAAGUGCCUAAACCGGUUGAACUGCUUGCAAGAGUCGGUAAAUCGACUGACAUCGUACGUAAGCCUUUUAGAUCACUAAUUGUUCAGCAGCUAAGCCAGACCUUUUCUCACGCAGAAAAAAUGACCAGCUCACUAUCUGCCGGGGCUGCAAUUUUCGUACCUCGAAGUUUGCAGUCAGUCGCACCUGCCGGCGAUCAACACGAUUCAACGGCCAUGACCGCUGUAAGGACUGCAAUGUCCUCAUUAACAGCCAGUCCUGGCUCCUACCAUGAGGUGAUGCCGAAAUUAGUUAAUAAUUUGAAAAAUGCAUGCAAGACGAAUGCUGAUGUGACAGCAGUUGUAUCAUAUAUCUUUAAUUUGGGUGUUUCAACAUCAUCAAUUCGAUAUACCUGCGCCAGAAUGUUCGUCUACUUGAACAAGCACUUAUCUUCGACAAUAAUAGACGGCGUAGACUUCCGAGCGCACUUGAUCAACAAGUGUAAUGAAGAAGCUGAGAAAGCAAUGGGCGCCAUUGGGCAACCGGAUAAAUUGGACUUCCUGUCUGGAACUAUUCUUUUUAUGGGCGAGAUAUUUCUAAAUAUGAUUUCUUCUACCGGUUCAAGAAUGGGCGAAAUUGGCUCCAAGCUGAACCAAAUAGUGCAAGAGAUCAUGAAAUAUGCUCAUAAUCGGGAAAUGACUCGCCUUGAGGAGAACGUGGUCAUAGCAGUAAUUGAUGUUAUAAAAAUGACCGGAGCAAUUCUGGCUCAAUGCGAACACUUUAAGAAGCACGGUAAAUCCAAAGAAGCCGGACCACCUCGUCUACAAGAUAUGUUAGAUUGGCUAUUUUCUCCUAUUGAAAAUAUCAUAGUAAGCAGUAAAGCCAGCAGGCGCAUUCGUAUGAAGCUGUUAUCCUUGGUAAAGUUACGAGCAAAUAACUUUGGCCUAAAGAACAAAAGCUAUGAUGGCAUUUGUUUAGAGACAAUUGACUGCCCGGUUUUCUAUUACAACGCCGGACAUAUAUACUCCUUACCAGAAGCUGUAAAUACACAUAACGAAUUGUACGGAGAUUUACCAGCAUAUACCGAAAAUGGAGAAUUUACUGGCGGUAACUUGGUUGAUUCCCGCUCUCUUCCCCCAGAUAUAAAUGACUUUAUUCCCUUUGAGGAGGACUUUGUUUAUAAUGGUUAUGAACUAGUAGAGGAAGUGAUAGAAUCAGAUGACGGAAUCGAUGAGGAAAUAGCGGAAGCAUAUGAAGAGUUUCUAGCGGAACGGAACCAACCGUCCAGUUGA
This is a messenger RNA of Dimorphilus gyrociliatus, 1399 nucleotides long. The record is from the annotation of a GenBank genome assembly. Lineage: Eukaryota; Metazoa; Annelida; Polychaeta; Dinophilidae.